Molecule: messenger RNA, 486 nt
Organism: Rotaria sp. Silwood2
Lineage: Eukaryota; Metazoa; Rotifera; Eurotatoria; Philodinida; Philodinidae
Source: the annotation of a GenBank genome assembly
AUGCUAUUCUUCUUAUUACUUAUUUUAUCUGCUUUUAUUCUAAUUCGAACAGCACCUAUUGAACAAUCUGAAUCUACGACAAUUUUUAGUACUGAUAAAUUACCUUCGAAUGGUUCUUCAUUAGAUUAUCGUAUUCUACCAUAUAUUGGUAAUGGACAUGUAGCAACUGUUGUAUUUAGUGAUUUCAUCUAUAUGAAUGGUCUUUAUAAUGGUGAAAAUGGUACGAGUCAUCGAGCACGUAUUCCAAGUACACUCAAUUGGCAAUUUAAUAUUAAACCAUCAUCAUCAUUAUAUACUCUGAAUGUUUCUUCAGGUAAGAUGUUUUGUAAAAUAAUUGUUUUUAAUCUUAUCAUAUUCUUAGGUAUCUUUAUCGAAACACUUGAAAAUGAUGAAAUUCGGAUCGAGCGAUAUCUUUUGGCUUCACAAGAAUAUACAGAAUUAUUAAUUACUUAUGUUACACUUACUCGAUUAGCAUCUACAGGUUAG